AUGGAAGGACCACCACCAACACCAUUGGACACUCAAGAACUUUUUGAAUGUCUAAAAAAUUUAUUACCUAAGGAUAAUGUUGAGAUUCCAUGUUCAAUUGAGUUGUCAUCAUCUUAUGCAUCAACAACUACCACUAUUAUUACUUCGCAAUCUGCUUUUACUCCUUAUAAUAAUCAUUCUUCUCAUACAAUAAAUCCUACUCCAGUAACUACUUCUCCAAAUAAAAUUACUUCGCAAUCUGCUUUUACUCCUUAUAAUAAUCAUUCUUCUCAUACAAUAAAUCCUACUCCAGUAACUACUUCUCCAAAUAAA
Entrophospora sp. SA101 is the source of this 312-nucleotide messenger RNA. Lineage: Eukaryota; Fungi; Glomeromycota; Glomeromycetes; Entrophosporales; Entrophosporaceae. The record is from the annotation of a GenBank genome assembly.